AUGGGCGUAAAGAGGAAGAAGAGCACAAGACAGUUGACCGCUACACAGCAGAAAGUUUACGACAUACUGCAGAGGGAGAUAAUCGAACGCUACUUUGAACCAGCCGUUAGCGAUGAGCAGUUUGAGCUGCUGUCGACCUUACGGUAUGAUCCAUCCUUUACAAACGUGUUUGGUGGGCUUAGGAGUGGUGCUGAGGGCUUUCAGCUGAGCGAGAUUGACUCUAGGCUGCGGUUGCUGGAUUACGACCAAUAUGACAUGUUUUUGAAUGGUCAGGAAUCGACCGAUGGCAGCAAUGAGGGGCUGCACAAUCUUUUCGACAGCAUUGUAGAGCCUACAUCAUCAGCGGAAGAUUAUAAUGAUUCUCUUAUGUCUCUUUUAGAUGGAAGCGAGGUCACUGUGGGAUCUUCACCGCCAAAUAUCAGCCCGAAUGCUGCUGAUCUGUAUCCGGUCUUCUACAACAGGUUUUUGCUGCUAGGUGAGCAUUACAAGAGGUUGAACUUCACUCUGCAGUUUUUUAAAUGGGGAACCCACGUCCCGCUACAAUUGCUCCUUGACAAGCUGAUAGAGGCCCUGCCGGAGCAUAGCGAAGUGUCGGAUACAGAACAGAAGAUGUCACUGUUGUUGAACGAGAGUGCAUGUUACAAGAUGAGGGUUUUGGUGUCGAAAAGCGGACGUAUGAGAGUGGAAGCGCAUCCUUUGACCAGAAGUACGGAUGUUGGAACUUUUCCAAAUCCUUCCUCGUAUUUCAUUAAUACAAUCCUCAGUGCCUUUUUGCCAGAAUCCUCGACGGUUUGGAACGUUUUCAUUGACACCGAAACACUCACCGUGUCUCCAUUCACUACUUUCAAGACCACUUACCGAGACCACUACAACGCAGCUAGAAAGAGGCUCGCGGAGAUGGCUUCCCGCUAUGGCCAAAGUACUCAAAACGAGAUUCUUGUCUUUAAUGAUGCGUACCAGUUGAUGGAAGGCUCAAUUACCAAUGUCGCAGUGAUCAGACACAAGGAUGACGAUCCCAGUCAAAUUAGGUUUGUUACGCCCCCACUCUCAUCCGGCUGCUUGUGUGGAACCAUGCGAUACUACCUGUUGAAGAAGAGACUGCUGGACGAAUACCCAAUCGAUGUAAGGGAUCUACGAGAAGGCGAUAAAGUAAUAUUAUUCAACGGUGUCAUGGGGUGUGUCAAGGGCGUUAUUAGACAGAGCUACAAACAGAACUAG
Torulaspora globosa is the source of this 1218-nucleotide messenger RNA. It is a transcript of the gene ABZ2, whose product is annotated as aminodeoxychorismate lyase ABZ2. The transcript has a single exon. Lineage: Eukaryota; Fungi; Ascomycota; Saccharomycetes; Saccharomycetales; Saccharomycetaceae. Gene Ontology annotation, molecular function: catalytic activity. The coding region runs from base 1 to 1218 and encodes 405 amino acids. The record is from RefSeq and is a predicted model, not a curated record. Gene Ontology annotation, biological process: carboxylic acid metabolic process.